AUGAUGCAAGCUCUUAAAACGUCUGGAAAACUAUGUUGCUUUGCCCCACGGACCCGCCGCCAAAAUGCAACAACGUGUCCGGCCUUCCGCCGGUCAGACCAAGCUGUGCUGCUUUACGAGGAACAUUUGGCCUCCAUCCGGUACGGCAUCCAAGCGGGCCUUGCCGAAUGCCGGUCGCAGUUGCACCGCCGGUGGAACUGUUCCAUGACCACCGAGAACGUCGGUGCUCCGUUCCUCGGACCCGAUUUGCAAACAAGCAGCCGGGAGGCAGCAUUCGUGCAGGCGAUCAAAGCAGCCGGCGUUGCGCACGCCAUGGCCCGUGCCUGCAGAGACGGACGUUUAAACACGUGCAGUUGCUCGAGAUCGGGAAGACCAAAGGAUUUGAGAAGGGAUUGGGUUUGGGGUGGUUGUGGAGAUAACAUGGAAUACGGAUACAAGUUCACUAAAGUGUUUUUGGACGUUAAGGAAAAAGAGAAACGGUGGAAAAAGGGAUCUCCGGAACAAGGUCGAAACUUGAUGAACCUACACAACAACGAGGCUGGCAGAAGGGCAGUGCUGAAGAAGUCUAGAGUCACUUGCAAAUGCCACGGCGUUUCCGGUUCAUGCAGUUUGAUCACGUGUUGGCAGCAAUUACCGUCUAUUCGCGAGUUGGGUGAGUACCUGGGCUAGCCGGAUGAGUUUAUAAUUUAUAAUACACUAAUUACGCCUAAAAUAAAAAUAACAAAUUAUUACAUGACGGAAAUUAGGAACUCGGUGUACGACAACGCCGAUGU
Molecule: messenger RNA, 773 nt
Organism: Acyrthosiphon pisum (pea aphid)
Lineage: Eukaryota; Metazoa; Arthropoda; Insecta; Hemiptera; Aphididae
Product: protein Wnt-5b-like
Biological process (GO): neuron differentiation; canonical Wnt signaling pathway; cell fate commitment
Cellular component (GO): extracellular region
Molecular function (GO): cytokine activity; frizzled binding
Source: RefSeq, a predicted model, not a curated record